Molecule: messenger RNA, 1587 nt
Organism: Condylostylus longicornis
Lineage: Eukaryota; Metazoa; Arthropoda; Insecta; Diptera; Dolichopodidae
Product: inosine-5'-monophosphate dehydrogenase-like
Biological process (GO): GTP biosynthetic process
Cellular component (GO): cytoplasm
Molecular function (GO): IMP dehydrogenase activity
Source: RefSeq, a predicted model, not a curated record
AUGCAUGAUGCAUCACAGGCAAGCUCUGUUAAAUAUUUCGCACCAAUGGAUGGGUGGACAGCUGAGAAGGUCUUCUCAUCUACCGUCUUUGGGUUCACCUAUGACGAUCUCAUUUUGAUGCCUGGUCACAUUGACUUUGGCAUCCAUGAGGUUGAUCUCCGGUCACGUCUAACAAAGAACAUCUCUUUGAACACACCAGUCGUUUCGAGUCCCAUGGAUACGGUGACUGAGCACAAGAUGGCAAUUGCUUGUGCGCUUAUGGGAGGGAUUGGAAUUAUUCACAACAAUUUAACAAUCGCACAGCAAGCGAAAGAAGUAUCCCGCGUGAAGAGAUUUGAAAAUGGUUUUAUCAUGGAUCCAUCGGUGCUAGGACCAGAAAAUACAAUUGCAGAUUUAGACGAGAUCAAAAAGGUGCACGGUCAUUCAUCUGUUCCGAUCACGUCGACGGGAAAGAUGGGAGGGAAAUUGAUUGGCAUCGUCACAAACAGAGACAUUGAUUUUAUUAGUGACCGAUCCAUCAAACUAUCGUCGGUGAUGACAACAGAUUUAGUGACAGGAAGUGAGCCGAUCACCCUCGCUGAAGCAAACAGCAUCCUUAGAGAGAGCAAGAAGGGAAAGCUUCCUAUUGUUAACGAUGCAAGUGAACUCGUCGCGUUGAUCAGUCGAAAUGAUUUGGUGAAAAAUAAAGAAUAUCCAUUAUCAUCCAAACAUACAAAUAAACAACUGCUAGUAGGAGCGGCGAUCUCAACAAGAGCUGAUGAAGAGGGGCGCGCCAAAGCUCUGAUAGACGCUGGCGUUGAUGUCCUUGUCGUUGACUCUUCUCAAGGCGAUUCUGUGUUCCAAUCCGAUUUGAUCUCAAGACUGAAAUCGAAUUUUCCAAGUAUUGAAAUCAUUGGAGGAAAUGUUGUUAGUGGGCGUCAAGCAAAGACGUUGUUGGGAGUUGGGGCUGAUGGACUUCGAAUUGGAAUGGGGAGCGGAUCGAUUUGUACGACGCAAGAAGUGACGGCCGUUGGAAGAGCUCAGGGAACCGCGGUGUACCAUGUGUCUAAAUAUGCAAAGGAGCACUUUGACGUUCCUUGCAUUGCCGAUGGUGGAAUUCAGAAUUCGGGUCACGUUAUGAAAGCGUUGGCCAUGGGUGCAAGUACAGUCAUGGUUGGAUCAAUGUUUGCUGGGACUGAAGAGACUCCGGGGCAAUACUUUUUUCACAACGCCGUUCGAGUGAAAAACUACCGCGGAAUGGGUUCCCUAGCUGCGAUGAAAGACUCAGAAAUAGCAAGAACUCGUACGUUUGAUGAUCGCGUUUCUUUGCCAAUGACAAAUUUUUCAGAGGGGUCAGUGUGCCGCUAUUUUGCCGAACAUUCAAGUGUUAAGGUUGCCCAAGGAGUUUCUGGUGCCGUCGUCGAUAAGGGUUCUAUCAAAGCUUUAGUCCCUCAUGUAAUGCAAGGAGUUAGACAUGGAAUGCAAGAUUUGGGAUGCCGGAACAUUCCAGAUCUUCAUUCUAAAUUGUACAACGGGUUACUGACGAUGGAUGUUCGGUCUGGCGCCGCUCAGAAAGAAGGAGGAAUUCACGACUUGAUUGCCCUUUAG